AUGUGGAAUUCCUCGGGAAACAUAUUCGCAAGAACAAACCAAUAUGGGGUUCACGAGGAUGAGGAAGCUCUCUGGGUGGCUGCUCUGCAGAGAUCUCCUACAUAUGUUCGAGCUCGGACGUCUAUUUUUCGGAACCUGUCGGGAGAGUUUUCACUUGUAGAUGUUGGUAAACUUGAAGUUCAAAAGCAGAAGGCUGUGUUGGAUAAGUUGAUUAGUGUCAUUAAUGAAAAUCCAGAGCUGUUUUUCAACAGAGUCAGACAAAGAUUCGACGCCCUAUGUUUCCUUCAAACCUACUUCAAUGUUGUAGUCCCAGAGUUGAAAACCUUUCUUCCAAGAGUUGUAUAUGAUAUUCCUCCUGGUGGGGUUAUUCCUAUUUCUGUCAUGGGAAAUAAGGUUUCUGGACCCUUUUUGUACUCUUGCGGACAGUCUGGUAAUGUUAUCACUGAGAUUGACUCUGCUUUUGGGUCCUCCAAGCUCUGGAAAGACGACACUGCUGUUGGCUCUUGCUGGCCGACUUGGACCUGGUCUGCAGGGAGAAUUACAUACAAUGGGCAUGACUUCAAGGAGUUCGUCCCCCAAAGGACUUCAGCAUAUGUCAGCCAGAAGGACUGGCACAUGGCAGAAAUGACAGUGAGGGAGACUCUCACAUUCUCCGGACGUUGUCAAGGUGUUGGAUUCAAGCAGGAUAUGCUUUUGGAACUUUUAAGAAGAGAGAAGAAUGCCGGGAUAAAUCCGGAUGAAGAUCUUGAUAUAUUUGUGAAGGCAGUAGCACUGGGGGAGCAGACAAGCCUUCUUGUGGAAUAUAUCAUGAAGAUGUUAGGAUUGGAUAUUUGUGCUGAUACAUUGGUGGGAGAUGAAAUGCUCAAAGGAAUCUCUGGGGGUCAAAAGAAGCGUCUUACUACUGCUGAAUUGCUAAUGGGUGCAUAUAGAGUGAUUUUCAUGGAUGAGAUAUCAACUGGGCUUGAUAGUUCAACAACGCAUCAAAUUGUUAAUUAUCUUAGGCACACAACUCAUGCUCUUGAUGGGACUACAGUCAUUUCACUCUUGCAACCAGAUCCUGAGACUUAUGAGUUGUUUGACGAUAUAAUACUUAUAAGUGAAGGGCAGAUUCUAUAUCAGGGGCCCCGUGAUGCUGCUCUCAUAUUCUUUGCUUCCAUGGGUUUUCGGUGUCCAGAUAGGAAAAAUGUUGCUGAUUUUUUGCAAGAAGUUACAUCAGAAAAAGAUCAGCAGCAGUAUUGGUUCCUUGAUAGCCAUUACCAGUAUGUGCCUGUGGCAAAGUUUGUAGAAGCUUUUCGAUCAUUUUGGGUGGGUAAUUAUUUGUCCCAGGAGCUGGCUGUUCCAUUUGAUACACGCUAUAAUCAUCCAGCAGCUCUUUCAACUAGUGCCUAUGGUGUAAAGAGGGCUGAGCUUCUCAAGAUCAGUUUUUCCUGGCAGAUGCUACUACUGAAACGAAAUUCAUUUGUCUUUGUGUUCAAAUUCAUGCAGCUUCUUUUAGUCAUUUUGAUCAUGAUGAGUGUGUUUUUCCGAACAACAAUGCACCAUAAUACUCUUGACGACGGAGGUGUUUAUCUUGGUGCACUCUACUUUGCGAUAGUUAUGAUUCUUUUCAAUGGCUUCAUGGAGGUCCCUAUGUUGAUUGCCAAGCUUCCUGUUUUUUACAAGCACAGAGACUUGCACUUUUAUCCGUGCUGGGUUUAUACACUUCCUUCUUGGCUUUUGAGUGUUCCAUUGUCGAUUUUUGAGUCUGGUAUAUGGGUGGCAGCUACAUACUACGUGGUUGGGUUUGAUCCCCAAAGUACUAGAUGCCUUCGGCAGUUUUUAUUGUAUUUCUCUAUGCACCAGAUGUCAAUUGCUCUCUUCCGUGUGAUGGCAUCCUUAGGCAGAAAUAUGAUAGUUGCCAAUACUUUUGGAUCUUUUGCAAUGUUGGUUGUGAUGGCUCUCGGAGGAUUUGUCAUUUCAAGAGAUAGCAUUCCACGUUGGUGGAUCUGGGGUUACUGGUUUUCUCCUUUGAUGUAUGCUCAAAAUUCUGCUUCGGUGAAUGAAUUUCUCGGCCAUUCCUGGGAUAAGAAAGCUGGGAACCAGACUAGUUUGUCUUUGGGCCAGACGUUACUACAGGUUCGCAGUUUAUUUCCAGAGGGUUAUUGGUAUUGGAUUGGUGUGGGAGCUUUGCUCGGUUACACAAUUUUGUUCAACGUCUUCUUCACAAGUUUCCUGACUUACCUCAACCCCCUUGGAAACCAGCAAGCCGUCGUUUCUAAGGAGGAGCUCCAAGACAAAGUCAAGAAAAAGGAGAAUGAACAAGCAGUUCUUGAGCUAAGACAAUUUUUACAACAUUCACACUCUUUCACUGGAAAACAAAGUGUAAGACAGAAAGGCAUGGUUCUUCCAUUUGAACCUCUGUCCAUGUCUUUCAGCAACAUCAGUUAUUACGUGGAUGUUCCUAUGGAACUGAAGCAUCACGGUUUAUCAGAAGACAGAUUGCAAUUGUUAGUUAAUGUUACUGGAGCAUUCAGGCCAGGUGUCCUUACUGCUUUAGUUGGUGUAAGUGGAGCUGGAAAAACUACCCUCAUGGAUGUUUUAGCUGGUAGGAAGACAGGGGGACAUAUUCAAGGAACUAUAUAUAUUUCUGGGUACCCCAAAAAGCAAGAAACUUUUGCAAGGGUUUCUGGCUACUGUGAACAAAAUGAUGUUCAUUCUCCAUGUUUGACUGUCCAUGAAUCACUCCUGUUUUCUGCUUGGCUCCGGUUACCUUCAGAUGUUGGCUUAAAAACACAAAGGGCUUUUGUAGAUGAGGUUAUGGAACUUGUCGAACUUACUCCAUUAAGUGGAGCAUUAGUUGGUCUACCAGGGGUUGAUGGGUUGUCAACAGAGCAAAGAAAAAGGCUGACGAUUGCUGUUGAGCUUGUGGCCAAUCCUUCUAUUGUGUUCAUGGACGAACCUACUUCAGGACUGGAUGCUAGGGCUGCUGCCAUUGUAAUGAGAACUGUGAGGAAUAUCGUAGACACUGGGAGGACAAUUGUUUGCACUAUCCAUCAGCCCAGCAUUGAUAUUUUUGAAUCUUUUGACGAGCUUGUGCUCAUGAAACGAGGCGGAGAGCUCAUUUAUGCCGGUCCUUUGGGCAAAAGAUCUUGCAAGCUUAUUCAGUAUUUUCAGGCAGUUCAAGGGGUUCAUAAGAUCAGGCCUGGAUAUAACCCUGCUACUUGGAUUCUGGAGGUCACUUCUCCAGCAGAAGAAAUUCGCCUUGGUUUGGACUUUGCAGAAGUUUAUCGCAGAUCAAAUCUUUCUGAGAGAAAUAAAGACCUGGUUGAAAGAUUAAGCAAACCAAAUAGUGAUUCCAAUGAAUUAAUCUUCCCAAGCAAAUACUCAAGGUCAUUUUUUGCCCAGUUUCUAGCGUGUCUUUGGAAGCAGAGCCUGUCUUACUGGAGGAAUCCACAGUACACUGCUGUACGCUUCUUCUACACAGUUAUCAUAUCUUUGAUGUUUGGAACAAUAUGCUGGAGAUUUGGUUCUAAAAGGGAAACCCAGCAGGAUAUUGUUAAUGCUAUGGGAUCCAUGUAUGCAGCAGUCUUAUUUAUUGGAAUCACAAAUGCCACUUCUGUGCAACCUGUGGUUUAUGUUGAGAGGUUUGUCACAUAUCGAGAGAGAGCAGCAGGGAUGUAUUCUGCUCUGCCAUUUGCAUUUGCACAGGUUACGAUUGAAUUCCCCUAUGUGUUUGUACAGUCACUGAUUUACAGCACUAUCUUCUACUUCAUGGCAUCUUUUGAGUGGAGCCCUUGGAAGUUUAUUUGGUACAUAAACUUCAUGUAUUUCACUUUACUAUACUUCACCUUCUUUGGAAUGAUGACGACUGCUGUUACUCCUAAUCAAAAUAUUGCUGCAAUCCUUGCUGCACCGUUCUAUAUGAUGUGGAACCUUUUCAGUGGAUUCAUGAUUCCUCACAUGAGAAUCCCCAUAUGGUGGAGAUGGUAUUACUGGGCAAAUCCAAUAGCCUGGAGUUUGUAUGGCCUUCUCACAUCCCAAUACGGAGACCUGGAUGAUCUGGUAAAGCUUGCUGAUGGCACUCGAUCAGUGCCAAUAAAACAACUGCUUAAAGACCAGUUUGAUUAUAGGCACGAUUUCUUGGGUAUUGCCAGCAUUGUAGUAGUUGGUUUCUGUGUGCUAUACGCAGUGACUUUUGCUUUCGCCAUCAAAUUCUUCAACUUCCAGAGGAGAUGAAGAGAAGGAAUGCAACAGAGUUUGACAUCUAACAAAUAAUGCGCUAUUGUUCCAAUUUUCAUAUAGAUUUCUGAAGAAAAAAAAAACUCUACCAAAACAGAGAGCACGAACAACCGACUGCAAUACAGAACAAGAGUGCAUUGGCAUCUGUAAGAUCAGAUUAUUCAGUUGGAUUUUACUUUGUUUACAGGAGCACUUCAUUUUACUAUACAUUUAAUACAUAAAAGUUCUAUUUUCCAUCAAGUUGUUUACGAACAGUUACAAAUGAUCUCAUUCCCUGUUGCUGUUAUUGUACUUCUUGUCAAAAUCUGUAUGAGAAUGCUUGUCAUUUUUUAAAAAUAAUGUACUAUGCACCAUAAUGUAUCGUGGAUGAUAAGAGCAAAUGCAC
Messenger RNA from Ilex paraguariensis (yerba mate), 4603 nucleotides. NCBI's taxonomy places the organism in Eukaryota, Viridiplantae, Streptophyta, Magnoliopsida, Aquifoliales, Aquifoliaceae. The record is from the annotation of a GenBank genome assembly.